Molecule: messenger RNA, 1607 nt
Organism: Priapulus caudatus
Lineage: Eukaryota; Metazoa; Priapulida; Priapulimorpha; Priapulimorphida; Priapulidae
Product: diphthamide biosynthesis protein 2-like
Biological process (GO): protein histidyl modification to diphthamide
Molecular function (GO): 2-(3-amino-3-carboxypropyl)histidine synthase activity
Source: RefSeq, a predicted model, not a curated record
CUGCAAUGGAGGGCGGCACAUCGGCCAUCACUUGUGAUGGUGCAGACGUCAUCAAGAGAUGUCUCACUAUUAAUAGAAGAGAUGAUCAGUCGAGAGAUUUAUCAACUUACUACGAGAUUGAAGACUGCGCAUCAUGGAUACGUGAACACGAUUUCAAAGUGGUGGCGCUGCAGUUCCCAGAUGAGCUCCUUGAAGACUCGGCUGAUGUCACAGCUCUUCUUUCCUCCUUGACUGAAGCAAAGCUGUUCAUACUAGGAGAUACUACCUAUGGCAGCUGCUGUGUGGAUGUCAUUGCAUCGCAACAUGUGCUUGCAACAGCCGUCAUACAUUUUGGACGAGCAUGCUUGAGUUCGGUAUCCGAAGUACCAGUUCGAUACGUGUUUGGUCAGGAAAAUCUGGAUGCGAAGGACUGCUGUGCUAAAUUUCAACAGCUUUAUCCAGAAACGGAAACAGCAGUCGUGGUUUUCUAUGAUGUUGUGUACAGCUAUGCGAUAGAUCAGAUCAAGACGGUGCUGUUGAGCCAAUACACAAAUCUAAUAUUUUCCAAUUUGAAACUGUCACCGGAGGCGAGACCAGAAAUCGACGAGUCUCGAUUCACGAUCAUCGUGAAGGGCGGUCGAACGUUCGCGCUGCCCUCUAGCGAGACCGAAUCCAACUACCAGAUGUUCUUCGUCGGCGGCGAAUGUCUCGCGCUCACCAACCUGAUGCUGACGUUCAACAAGUGCGCGUUCAGCACGUACGACCCAGCAGGUGGCGCCGCCCGCCGCGAGACGCUCUCCGUCAACAAGCGCCUCAUGCGGCGCUACUACAUGGUCGAGCGGGCGAAGGACGCGCGCGUCGUCGGCGUCGUCGCCGGCGCGCCGGGCGUCGCGGACGUCGUCGCGGCGAUCGAGCGCGUGCGCGACGUCGCGCGCCGCGCGGGAAAGAAGCCGUACACGCUCGUCGUCGGGAAGCUGAACGCGGCGAAGCUCGCGAACUUUGCGGAGAUGGACGUGUUCGUGCUCGUCGCGUGCGCCGAGAACACGCUCGUUGAUGCCGGCGACCUCUACCGGCCGAUCGUGACGCCGUUCGAGAUGGAGCUCGCGUGCAACGCGGCGCGCGAGUGGACCGGCGACUACGUGACCGACUUCAGGGAACUCUUGCCGGGUUCGACCAUGCAUGUGCCAAUGUCAGAGGAAAGCAGUGAUGCAUCUGUUGACGUCUCUCUCAUUACGGGAAAAACGAGGAGCAUUGGGAUCACAGAGGAAUUGACACUGGGACAAAGUACUACUGCUGUCAUCGACAGAAAUUCGAGUCUGACCAUGGUAGCCGAGUCCUCCACCGCAGCGGAGUAUUUAGAACAGCGGUCGUGGAGAGGACUGGAGCAAGCACUGGGCGAGACAGCUGUCUCGAAAGCCAAGGAGGGUAGAAGAGGCAUCGCAGCAGGCUAUGAGAACGAACCUGCCAGCUAACCCAGAUUCCGUAGCAUGGAAGAGUCUGACAUAGCACCCAUGACCACCAGAUCUGAUUAAUUAAUGCCGAUGUUAAUGAGAAUAGCACGUGGUCAACCUUCAAAUUGUUAACAGAAUAGUGAAUGCAAUAUAUAUGCAUAUAAAGUUUCCAAAUUA